Lottia gigantea (owl limpet) is the source of this 2184-nucleotide messenger RNA. RefSeq lists its product as hypothetical. The coding region runs from base 1 to 2184 and encodes 727 amino acids. Lineage: Eukaryota; Metazoa; Mollusca; Gastropoda; Lottiidae. The transcript has 2 exons. Gene Ontology annotation, biological process: DNA replication. The record is from RefSeq and is a predicted model, not a curated record. Gene Ontology annotation, molecular function: DNA-directed DNA polymerase activity; DNA binding; nucleotide binding.
AUGUGUUUCGCCCAGUUAAAACUAAACGUUUUUUCGACCAUAUCCGAUAACUGUUUAUACGCUUGGGAUUGCGAAUCCUAUUGCGAAAAAGAAACGAAUAAAGCCAUUCCUUAUUGUUGUACUUUAGUUAAUUUAGAAAAACUGAGGAAAAGGUUAGAUGAUUAUAAUAAUUAUAUUAGUGAUUUAAGUGAUACUCUAGAUUUUAAGCCGGCAGAUCCCAUUUCAGAGGAAUAUUACAACAUACUCAUGACUAAUAUAGUAGAAAUAUUUUUAGGUACAGAUUGUAUAGAUCAAAUGUUACAACGUUUAGGAAAAGUAGAUGAAAAGAGAUUAACAUUGAUUUCUCAUAACGGUAGCGGUUUUGACAACUGGAUUGCACUUCAAAGCGUUAAAAAACUAACACAAUGUCCACUAGUAGUAGAUAAUAAAAUUCUUUCUCUUCCUUUAUCUAAUCCAUAUACAGAAGAAAGAUUGCAGAAAAAAUGGAAAAGACAGAAAGAAAUGAUGAGUAACUCUAACUAUUUACAAAAUAUAUCUUUCACUUGUUCAUUUAAACAUCAAAGCACUAGUUUGGCGGCCUGGGGAAAUUCGUCUAAUCUACCGAUGAAUUUGAGAAAGAUCACCGAUAUUAAUAUUGCAAAAUUCACCAAAGAAACCUGGGAAUCUUUAAGACCCGAAUGGGAAACUUACGCUAAAAGAGAUACGUUGUGUCUCGGAGCUUGUUUGAUAAAAUACAAUCAAGCAAUGAAAAUAACUGUCUUCCAAAACGUUUCCAAUAAUCUAACGGCGCCUUCUUUAUCUUUAAAGGGUUGGUAUUAUUUAUAUCAUUACAAUAAAGAAAUGGUUGAAAAACCAUAUUAUGAAAGGACAAUUCUCGUUCCGAAACACACCGAAAAAGAAAACGUAGAAAAAGUUUACUCACAUACUCAUCCUUUUAUAAGACAUUUUAUCAGACAAAGUAUUAAAGGUGGAAGAGUCUCUGCUAAUAGAAAAUCAUUUGAAACGGAUAAAAUGAAUGAAAUCUGUACAAUAUUAAAAGAAUACAAUGAAAGUGACACUGAAGGAAUAAUAAAUUUAUUCAAAGAAUACAGUGUUAACCCAAAAGAUAAAACAGAAGUUCAUGCUAAACUCAAAAAACUGGACUAUUCUAAACUGGUGGCAUUUGACGCUAAUGGGUUGUACGCUUCCGCCAUGACAGAAGGUGAAUAUCCUAAAGCGGAAAGUGCCAGACCUGUUCGACUUGAGGAAAAUGAAAAAUUUGUCAAGCUCUUUAAUGAGCAGAAAUUCAGACCUAGAACUGCUAUUUUAAUAGUCUGGUUUAAAUAUCCUACCAACAUGUUCUUUCAACCCAUACCAGCUAAAGAUAAAAUAACUUUUACGAAUAGAAUAGGUAAGAAGGAAACUGGGAGUAAAAUCAGGUUCAGAAAUGGUUUCUGUCACGACGUUUCAACAUCGGUUGAUAUUCAAGAAAUAGUGAAAGCCGGUGGUAAAAUUAUUAAAAUACUAGAUGGAAUAGUUUACGAAGAAAAUUUUAAAACUCCCCCAUAUAGAGAUUAUAUUUUAAUUUUGAAGGAAUUAAGGAAUAAAUACAAAAAAGAAGGAGAUAUGGUUGUUAGUAAUUGCAUGAAAUUAUUAGGCAAUUCCUUAUACGAUGGAUUUUAUAAGCCUGAAAUAUACUAUACGGAUACCGAUAGUUUAUACAUUUCGUCUAGCAAUUGGGAUAAAUUAAAUGAAGCUGGGUUGGUGUCUGAAAACGAAUAUAGCAAAGGGAAGAAUGAUUACGGUGAUGGUGGAAUCAUAUUUGGUUUAUAUUUAGCGCCAAAAGUAAAAUACAAUAUCAUUCUAACUUCCGAAGGUGUUUUAAAAGAAAUAAAAACGUUUAAGGGUUACUCUAACUAUAAGAUUAAGGUGGAAGACUACAUUCAAUUAGCUAGCGGACAUGACGUAACGAAUGAAUUUGAUAAACCUUGGGUAAAAAGUUUUACUGAUGGAAUAGUUAUUCCAAAUGAUAAACAAAAGAAAGUUUUCAGAAGUUAUCUGAAUCUCGUUAAGAGAAAAGCACCAAACAGUGAAGGAAUCAUGUAUCCUUACAACAACAAAGAUGAGAUGUGUUUGGAUGAUGAUUAUGUAUCUGAUGAUUUUGAUUAUUUUACGAAUGUAUCUAAUGAUGAUCCAUCAGAAUAA